Molecule: messenger RNA, 579 nt
Organism: Peniophora sp. CBMAI 1063
Lineage: Eukaryota; Fungi; Basidiomycota; Agaricomycetes; Russulales; Peniophoraceae
Source: the annotation of a GenBank genome assembly
AUGGUGCUUGUGCAACUCGCUCCUUUCCAGUGGAACCAGGCGAACGCCGAUGUUUGCAAAGACUACCUACAGGCUAUCUGUCUUUAUAAAGGCGACAAUAUUGCGCCCAUCAUCAAAAUAAUCGGCAGCAUCGAUGCUUCCGGUGGUCUCCCCGCGAUCGAUGAGUUUCCUUCGCGCCGCAUGCUGCUUGAUCUGUCCUGGCCCGCGAUCUUUGGGCUCUCCCUAUUUGCAUCUAAUCGGGAUCUUAUGACAUUUGCUCGAGCUAUGGAGUCAAUCUGGCUGGUGUACUUCUUACACAGCCUGCGCUUCCAGGCCGUUGGGUGGUAUCUCUGGUUCCGGAGCGUGACAUCGGGUCGCUCUGAGGGCGAAGUGCAUUACGCGCCUACAGAUCUCCGGUUAGGGAGAGAUAUCGCCGGAGAGCUAGGGCCUAUCGACCUUGUCAUUCACCGCUUAUACUCUUUGUGGAUGCAAGAGCGCGGUUAUCCCGGAAUGGGGCACGGGAUGGACUACGACAGGGUCGUUAAUGUCUCCAAUCUCUGUUUACGGAUAACGUCUACUCUACAGUAUCGCCAUAUGUGA